Molecule: messenger RNA, 3216 nt
Organism: Monopterus albus (swamp eel)
Lineage: Eukaryota; Metazoa; Chordata; Actinopteri; Synbranchiformes; Synbranchidae
Gene: rag1
Product: recombination activating 1
Exons: 3
Coding region: 1-3216 (1071 amino acids)
Biological process (GO): pre-B cell allelic exclusion; V(D)J recombination; adaptive immune response
Cellular component (GO): endodeoxyribonuclease complex; DNA recombinase complex; nucleus
Molecular function (GO): sequence-specific DNA binding; double-stranded DNA endonuclease activity; ubiquitin protein ligase activity
Source: RefSeq, a predicted model, not a curated record
AUGGCGGAGGAGAGCCUGGAGACAGAUGGCCCCAGAUCCUCCAUGCCGGCUGAGCUCCAGCAUCCCCACUCUAAGUACUCUCAGUGGAAGUUUAAACUGUUUAGGGUGAGGUCCAUGGAGAAGGCUCCGCUGCCCAGCGAGUCGCAGCCUGAGAAAGGGCCCUUAUUAGGAAUCUCACCUCCUGCACCUCCAAAUACAGAGUUAAAUAAUGGUGUUGGUCCAGGGAGUGUGAUGAAACUGUGCCUAGGGGGGAAAAGUAAGGAAAAUGUGGAGGGACCAGGCUGGAGGGUAGAUAUGAAACUGCAGGAAAUGGACAACCACAUGAACCAGCUCAGGUGUCUCUGCCGUCUCUGUGGGACAGCUCUGAAAAAAGUCAAAGGACCAGUGCAUGAUGUCCACGGUGAUCUUGAUGGAGCAAGCAAAGGCGCCCUGCGAAAAAUGGGCUGCAAGUUCACAAGUUGGCCAGAAGUCAUCCUCAAAGUCUUCAAAGUGGAAGUGACAGAGGACAUAGAAUCUGUCCAUCCUCUUUCCUUCUGCCAUCGCUGCUGGAUGGCUGCCAUACGAGGAGGAGGUGUGUGUAGCUUCUCCAGAAUCAGAGUCCCUGAUUGGAAACCCCACUCCUCCCUCUGUCACCUUUGCUCCCCCAAGAAAUCUUCAUUCCAGAGGACUGGGAGGAAGAGAAGGAAGAUCAUUCCCAGAGCCCAGAGUCUGGCAAAAAGAGCUAGAGGGGACCACUGCGACAGCAUUGCUGUUGGUGAGAGGAGAGCUCUGAGACCAUUCGGAGCCCAUCACCAUGGUCCUGUGCUCAGGGGCUGGAAGAAAGCCAGCAUCCAGAGAGAGCAAUGGGUGAGAAACAUCACCCACUGUCAGAAAGACCACCUGAGUACCAAGCUGAUCUCUGAAAAGCUCCCUGUGGACUUCCUCUCUUCUUUCACCUGCCUGGUGUGUGACCACCUCCUCUUUGAGCCAGUUCAGUCACCCUGUGGGCACCUCUUCUGCCACAGCUGUUUUAUAAAAUAUUACCAUGUUCUGGGACCUCACUGCCCGGCCUGCAACUCGUCCUGCACUCCUAAUGAUCUCACUCUGCCUGCCAAGGCCUUUUUAUCAGCCCUGCAUUCACUACCUCUGCUCUGUCCCAGAGGUGGCUGUGAUGAGCAGGUAAAGCUAGACUCAUUUAAAGCUCACUAUCUAGGCCAUGAGCUGGAUGAAGAGGAUGCAAACAAGCAGUCAUCAGAACCUGACAGCUACCUGCUAGCCAAUAAAGGGGGACGACCCCGUCAGCACUUGUUAUCUCUAACCCGUCGUGCCCAAAAGCAUCGGCUGAGGGAUCUGAAGAACCAGGUAAAGGUGUUCGCAGACAAAGAGGAAGGUGGCGACCUGAAGUCUGUGUGUCUGACGCUGUUCCUGCUAGCGCUGAGAUCUGGGAAUGAACACCGGCAGGCAGAUGAGUUAGAGGCCAUGAUGCAAGGAAGAGGCUUUGGGCUGCACCCUGCAGUGUGCUUGGCCAUUCGGGUCAACACUUUCCUGAGCUGCAGCCAGUAUCACAAGAUGUAUCGGACUGUCAAAGCCACCAGUGGCCGCCAGAUCUUUCAACCCCUGCACAGCCUCCGAGCUGCAGAGAAGGAGCUUCUCCCUGGCUUCCACCAGUUUGAAUGGCAGCCAGCUCUCAAGAAUGUGUCUCCAUCCUGCAAUGUCAGCAUUAUUAAUGGGCUCUCUGGAUGGGCUUCCUCAGUGGAUGACUCUGCAGCUGAUACCAUCGGUCGGCGUUUUCGCUAUGAUGUGGCACUGGUGUCAGCAUUAAAGGAUCUGGAGGAGGACAUCAUGGAGGGGCUGAGAGAGAGUGGGAUGGAAGACAGUGCUUGCACCUCAGGCUUUAGUGUUAUGAUCAAGGAAUGUUGUGAUGGCAUGGGUGACGUCAGCGAGAAGCACGGCGGGGGACCGAUGGUUCCUGAGAAAGCUGUACGUUUCUCUUUCACUGUUAUGUCUGUCUCUGUCCUGGCGGAUGAUAGGGAGGAGGAGGUUAUCAUUUUCACUGAGCCAAAGCCAAACUCAGAACUAUCCUGUAAGCCCCUAUGCCUGAUGUUUGCAGAUGAGUCAGACCAUGAGACACUCACAUCUGUCCUGGGGCCUAUAGUUGCAGAGCGUAAUGCAAUGAAAGAGAGCCGACUCAUUCUAUCUAUUGGCGGAUUGCCUCGCUCCUUCCGCUUCCACUUCAGAGGCACAGGAUAUGAUGAGAAGAUGGUGCGAGAGAUGGAGGGCCUGGAGGCCUCUGGGUCCACAUACGUCUGCACUCUUUGUGACUCAAGUCGAACAGAGGCCUCUCAAAACAUGGUUCUACACUGCAUCACCCGCAGUCAUGAAGAGAACCUAGAACGUUAUGAAAUAUGGAGAACCAACCCCUUCUCUGAAUCUGUGGAUGAGCUGCGAGACAGAGUCAAAGGGGUCUCGGCAAAGCCCUUCAUGGAGACCCAGCCCACGCUAGACGCAUUGCACUGUGACAUUGGCAAUGCCACUGAGUUCUAUAAAAUCUUCCAAGAUGAGAUUGGCGAGGUGUAUCAAAAGGUCAAUCCCAGCAGGGAGGAACGGCGCAGCUGGAGGGCAGCCCUAGAUAAACAGCUGAGGAAGAAGAUGAAGCUCAAGCCGGUAAUGAGGAUGAAUGGGAACUAUGCCCGCAGGCUAAUGACCCUAGAGGCUGUGGAGGUGGUGUGUGAGCUGGUGCCCUCAGAGGAGAGAAGGGAGGCCCUAAGGGAGCUUAUGCGGCUUUACCUCCAAAUGAAGCCUGUGUGGCGUGCCACCUGCCCGGCCAAGGAGUGCCCCGACCAGCUGUGUCGCUACAGCUUUAACUCCCAGCGCUUUGCCGACAUCCUCUCCUCUACUUUCAAAUAUAGAUACAAUGGAAAAAUAACCAAUUACCUGCACAAGACUCUGGCCCAUGUGCCUGAAAUAAUAGAGAGAGAUGGAUCCAUAGGAGCCUGGGCCAGUGAGGGUAAUGAGUCUGCAAACAAACUGUUCAGGCGUUUCCGGAAGAUGAACGCACGUCAGUCAAAGGCCUUUGAACUAGAGGACGUGCUGAAACAUCACUGGCUCUACACCUCUAAAUACUUGCAGAAGUUUAUGGAAGCUCACAAAGACUCUGCCAAAGCUCUGCAAGCUACCAUUGACCCAGUGGAGAUACAGGAUGAAGAGGAUAUGUCUCUGGAGUUGAAUGAUUUUUGA